GGCUUCCGGAGCUGAAAGAAUCGGUUCUUUUUAAUGAGUCGAGCCAAAUGAUUUAGAUCCCGGAAAGGAGUCGCAGUUCCCAUCCCUGGAAGGGAGGUCAGCUGACGUGACCCAAACAAACAUGGCGGUGUUGAUAACGUCGUUAAACAUCUCAAAUAUUCCAGUGAGAUUUUUUUUUUUUUUCUAAUUUCACUUGGUUUCAUUCAACAUCUUUCCGCGGUCUCAAUAUUCGGUGACAUUGACGUUCAUCUGGGGAAGCAUUUCUGGAUCGAAUCAGGACCACAGACCUAAUACGAAACCAGGAACAUAAACGGAAGUGUUAACGGUUUGUUUAAAACCAAACAUCCGCUUCUGCAAGCGCGUGUGUUUGGGACGACAUCCCGUCGCUUCAGUGAGCAGAAGACUUGAUAAACGUAAAGAGAAACGGCUUUGUGUUUAAUGAAAUGAAGUGCUGUGCUGCAGUACCGGUUCGACCGACGCUAACAAAGAAGUAGACGGCCGCACAAGAUGUAACGUCUACUGAAAAUUAGCCAGCAUGUGAAUGGAUACCACAUCUGAGCACGGAGAGGUAACUGGUUAAACUGAGCAUAAACCACCAUGGGGUUGGUGAACGUUGUGAUUUCCAGUGCUGGGAAAUGCCUGGAUGUUGCCGGUUUACUGUUGGACCUGAACUUCCUGGUCGUUCACACCGUGGUGAGGACUCUCCUGGCGAUCAUCGCCUUCAUCACCAACCUGCCCACCCUGAUCAUUAACCUGCUGCUGCAGCUGGGGAACCUCACCCUGUUCUCCACCGUGUACAUGGCAGAGACAACAUCAAACCUGGCCCACGGGGCGGUCACCCUGCUGGGCAGCGUGGUGCUGGCUCUGGAGGGGCUCCUGGAGAGUCUGAAGAUGGUGGGCUACCUAUCGAUGCACGUCCUGCUACGUUGCAAGGAGCACCUGUGCAGGGGUCUGGUGUCUGUCUUGGAGGGCUGUGGCAUCGCUGUCAGCCUGGUAGUUUAUUUAACGAACACAGUGGUGAACUUUGCACUAAUCGCCACCCAGAACCUCUACCUUGCAGCUGUGGGUGUGUGGCAGACGGUGUCCAGCCCGCUGCAGAAGGUGCUGGAGCUCACCCUGACCUUCUUCACCUUCCUGUACAGCAGCCUGGCCGGAACGUCGGCGUUUCUGUGGUCUCCCUGUAAGCUGCUUCUGGAUUUUAUUGCCUCCCUUGUCCACAUGUUCAUCUCUAUCUUCAUCCUGAACAUCUAUGGCCUUCUGCUUACCGUCACCAUUGCCCUGAUGACCACCGCCUACCUGAACCCCAGACUGAGCCGACAAGCAGCUGUGCACAUUUUGGUUUAUGUGAACUCCUUUCCGGCUCUGCGAAGACUGUAUCGGACUCUCUGGCGGCUCUCCUCAGCCCCGUGGACCAGCCCAGAUUCUCUACAGCGUAAUAUGCAGCAUCUGCGGAGGAGGCUUCAACAUCUCUACCUGCUGGAGAGAAGAUUUUGGCGGCAGUUGUCUCAUCACAGCAGCCUGCUGGGCCUGGUGCUGCGGACAAUGUUCCAUAGGAACAAUGCCAACAGAGUGAGAGGUGACGGCGACACUGGAGAGGAGCGACGGGACCCACCAGAUGGAAGAGCAGGAGAUGGAGCCCACCAGGAGAUGCUGGAUUUACCUUCAAGUUCUGAUGGAUCACUAAAGACGUCUCCAUCUUUAGGCAAAGAUGGUAAACUUCUGCCUGCUGAAAGUCUGCUUACUCUGUUAAAAGAGCAGGAGGAGAGGAAAAAGUGUGUUAUCUGUCAGGACUGCACUAAGACAGUGGUGCUGCUGCCGUGCAGACACCUCUGCUUGUGUAGAGGCUGCACCAACAUCCUUCUGAGGCAGCCCAUCUACCAGCAGAACUGCCCUCUGUGCCGUCAGAUGAUCCUGAACACCAUGGACGUUUAUCUCUGAGGGAGCAAACUGAACCCAUGCAGCAACGAGCCCAACAGCCUUAAAGUAUUUAACCCUAUAGAGAGUAUUUCAAUGAUAGGUUUGGUGAUAUUUUCCUUUUUUUUUCCAUGAAGCCCCCCCCAAAAAAAAAACACAAUUUUUCCAAGUUGUGUGGUUGUCUUCAGUCACCAAAGUUCUAAAUAAGUUUUGUUUUUAAAGAUGGUCUGAAAUGUUUUACACAAAACUUGAUAAAAACAAAACAUGUUUCUUGUAAGUUCUGUUUAGGUUGAGCUUUGUGGAAUCUCUCCCCAAAACAUUUAAUAAACCUGUUUCAAAUGUUACAUUAGUUGAGAGAAAUACUACAAAAACCAAUUUACAUCUGAUUGUUCCUGGACUCCUGACACUUAAUUCAGCAGUUUUCUCUGGUCAACAUUGCCAAAGAAUCAGUUUUUUUUUAGCAUAUUCAUCCAAAAACCCAACCGUUUAGCUUCACCAUCAAGGAAAGCAUCUUAUGCCCUUUUCUUUCUGCAUUCUGCUUAUUGGUUUCCAUCCGAGGAACGUUCAUGGGUUUUACUUCCAGUAAAGUGGUCUAAAUAUGAUAUUUAACAUAUGAUCUACUAAAUGCACCUUCCAGUUCUGCUGGAAUGAAUUGCAGCAACAUCUGCUCGUUGAAAGAGGCGUGCUCACUAAAUUAAACAUUUACUACACCAAGUAAAAUAAAAAUGAAACUCAGCAGCUAAGCUACCUGCAGUUUUUGUAUGUGCAUCACUACUGCUUGGCAUUAUGGGAAAUGAGGAACGUAUGCCAUGGGUGUGCCCACUGCUUGCUUGCAGGAAUAUCUCAUUUUCACCAAGACCAACGUUUUUAAAUAUUCCACUCUUGCCUCGCUGGGGCUCAAGUGUUGUAGGCCUUGAACUGUUUACCUCUGCUUACGUCUUCAAACGUAAUGCCGUCGACGUGCCAAGCUGUGAGAUAUUAGAGCAACACUGUGCUUUACUGCAGCAGUCUGCAACUACAGCCUUCGACAGUUUUAUCUGUGUUGCAUUUUCUACCUUAUUUUCUAUUGAGCUUCAUUUCCUGUGGUUCUAUCUAUUGUUGGGGUGUUUCCCAGUCUUCCAUAUAAAGGUGUAUUUUUACAGUCAACACCAAAUAAUCCAUAAAUAGUUUUUCUUUCCUUUUUUUUCGAAAAAUGCGAUUUAAAAACAGAUUUGUUAUGUUUUAAAAAAAAAAGGACCAUAAACUGAAAAGGCUUCAUGGUACAACUUGCUUUUGGUGCUCAUUUGUUGCUUUCUGAAAUGUUGAAUAUUUCUGAAAUGUUCAUAUUGAUCUGUUUAAAGUUUACAAGACGCUAUUUUUGACGUGUUGCAGUGUUUUAUUGUGGUUGUGGUGGAAUCAAUUUGGCCAAUUUGCUUUUUUCAAAGCUUUUCUUCUCUUAAUCGUGCUUCGCAAAGAGAAGUGUGAUUUCACAGUAACAGCUGCAUAUUGUAACAGUCUGAUUUCACCCUUUUCCUUAUUAGUGAAAAGAUCUGAAUGCCUUGUUAAUGAGACUGUUGUCAUCCUAAGCUGCUCCUCUCAGGUAUUACCUAAACACAGAAGAUAUUCCUUGUUAAAGUGGACUGAAAACGGCUCACACGACUGUUAUCUGUUGCUAUACCUGAAGUAUUUAGCUGUAUGGACAGUGUGAGAAAUGAUUGGGAAAUGUGAAUAACAUGGGUUUUUUAAAACAUGGCUGCCGUGUAACUGGCAAGUUCAUAAUAAAACCAGAAUAAGUGAGUAAA
Messenger RNA from Girardinichthys multiradiatus, 3695 nucleotides. RefSeq names its product ring finger protein 26 (gene rnf26). Lineage: Eukaryota; Metazoa; Chordata; Actinopteri; Cyprinodontiformes; Goodeidae. Gene Ontology annotation, molecular function: ubiquitin protein ligase activity. The transcript has a single exon. The record is from RefSeq and is a predicted model, not a curated record. Gene Ontology annotation, biological process: ubiquitin-dependent protein catabolic process; protein ubiquitination. Bases 598 to 1938 code for a protein of 446 amino acids.